AUGACGGUGCAGGAUUCAAACAGACUAUCAUCGUCGUAUGACCCUCCGUCCACAGAGAGGAAGCAAUGGUUAGCUAGGAACGAGAGGCUUGCUAUCCAAGCCAAUCAAGGUGCCCCCCAGAUAGGAAUCACUGGUAUUACCAAAUCAUUGCAGUUGACAGAGAGAGAUGUCUUCUAUUCCACGUAUUGGGAGGAUUGCUGCUUACCGGCCUUACACCCAAUGUUCCACUCUGUCACUCUGUUGACCGCCAAUUAUCCUAUCCUCAACGAUGCUAUCCUGGCUCUGUCCUCCUGCAACAUCAGCCGUCUCUAUAGUGAACGCAAAACAUCUUCCGCCGGACUGAUGGGACCGUUGAGUCCCAGUCUCAUCCAUCAAACAAGAAGUCAUUUGUACUACUCGUCGGCGAUCAGGAAACUAGCCACCAUGAAAGCAUCCGACUUUCGUCAAAAUGCCACAGUUGUAUUCAUUGUCCUUGUUCUAUUCGCUCACUUGGAAUCGGCAAUGGGCAAUUUCCAAGGCUUUUAUUGCCACGUGCAAGGGAUGAUGAAUUUUCUAGUUGGGUGGCGUGAAGGAGCCGGAGACGUGGCCAUCAAGCCCCUUCUCAAUUCAUGGAUGCAGACUCGGUACGUUGUGUGGUGGGCUCGUGCCUAUUUCAGCUCGUUGGAUAUACAUCAGCAGCUACCGUCGAUCCCCUUACCCAUCUCACUGAAAGAAGUACCCCGUACACUCCACGAACGACGUGUCAAGGUACUAAGCAUCAUGUGUGAAUCACAUCGACUGAACUUUAAGGCCGUGCUCCAGCAUUUCAGGAAUAUGGGGUCUGAAGAAAAGGUCAAACAUGAAAACUACCAGGGCUACGCUGAGUGCGCUUCCCUUCUGUGUCACCAGGCUAGGAAGUUAGACGAGUGGCUGUUGCAUCUUCCACCUUCUGAGCAACCCAUUUACGGACUCAAUGACACGAGCAGCACGACAAUCCAUUUCCUAUCUCACGACGCAGCGCUCAACUACGCCUACUAUGUAGUAGCGCGUAUAAUGCAGUGUACAGGUCUCUUGCAAGAACUACGCAGUCAAACCACUUCAGGUUCCGAAGAUGAGUGCUACCAAACGGAGGUUUGGGCGCAGACCUUAUUACAGAUUGCGCAAGGUACAGAGAUGCGAACUUCUAUCACCAGAAACAGUUAUACAAUCGGGUUCUCGGGCUUACUACUGGCGGGGAUUCUUCGAUGCCAAAGUCUUUCUGUCGGGUUGGAGAUCCAAAACUGGCUACAAGCGCUGCAGGAUCUGCAGCCAACAGAAGAAGGGGCUUUCCCAGUUUACCAGACCUUGAGUGUUGUCAAAGUCAUCAAUCAACAGAGGAUAGUAGGCCGAGACGUGUUUGCUGUCACGCAACUGGUGGACGAUGGUGGUGGAUACCCCAAGGUCACGGCCUACAAUAGCCAAUCUAUCAGCAGUCUCUUGUUUCAUGGCAGAUGUCGGAUAAGUAACUGUCUCUUCGAGGAAUGUAUCACCCUAAAUGUUUAG
Messenger RNA from Aspergillus bombycis, 1521 nucleotides. RefSeq lists its product as uncharacterized. The record is from RefSeq and is a predicted model, not a curated record. The transcript has a single exon. Lineage: Eukaryota; Fungi; Ascomycota; Eurotiomycetes; Eurotiales; Aspergillaceae. The coding region runs from base 1 to 1521 and encodes 506 amino acids.